AUUAGUUACUGUUAGUCGGCCUUUGGGUGUUCUUGUACGUGUCGAGUACAGCAAAUUAAUAAGGAGAGCGCAAAAAAGAAUUUGUUGAUCUGUAGUACAGUGUACUUUAACGAGUAAUAUGCAGGCACUCCAGCACAAAGGCUUUAUCGAUAUGAAGCAAGCUGACAAGUCAGUGAUUGUCGACCUUAUGCAUACUCAGCAAUAUAGUCAACUCGGCCAACUUAGUCCACCGCACAGUCCAGAGCUAAUCCACAACUUCCAAUCUAAAAACGACAAAACUGGGUCAGUGCCGCCGCAAGUAGAUCCAAACAUACGCAGAUACAGAACAGCCUUUACGAGAGACCAACUAGCUAGGCUAGAAAAGGAAUUCAUAGCCGAAAACUACGUUAGCCGGCCUAGAAGAAUAGAACUCGCUGCCGAGCUCAAUCUUCCGGAAUCGACGAUCAAGGUCUGGUUUCAGAACCGUCGUAUGAAGGACAAGCGACAGCGUAUGGCAGUUGUCUGGUCUUAUCCUAUGUAUCCAGACUCGGCACUGGCGCUGCUGGCAGCUGCCUCGUUGCCAACACCAGGGUACAAUCCAGGAGCAGCGGCAGCCGCCGCUACUGCUCACCAAUUAGCCCAGGUACCCGGAUACGGGGUUGUGGCUGCUCACUAUGCACGCUACGCACCCUAUGGACUACAUUCGUCCAUGCAUAGGCCGCACACCCAAUUACCAGCAACGUAUCCGUCGCAACCGCCACCUUCAUACCAACAGCCUCAUCAUGGAUUCCAACAACUGACCGCUGCUUAUCAAAAUUCGUCACAGCCACCGCUAAGGCCUAGUCCUAUGCUAGCCCAGCCGCAGCUUAGUCCAGCCAACUCAGAUGCAGGUUCAUCUAGCAGUGACUACAACUGCAACGCUAAUUCUGGCCUUGGCAGUUGCCGAAGUAAUUACCAAGGCAAUAUCGGAAGCAAAAGCCCUCAGCUUCAACAGCACUCAAGUGGAAGCCAGCUAUAUACGGGUCUUUUUUCAGCAUCCGCUGCUGCUACCAGUAUACCGACGCUGACAACUACCAAGAGCAUCAAGCUCUUCCAGCCUUACAAAAGUGACGUCAUUGAAAAGACGUAGAAAUUCCAUCGUCAAUAUUGACCAACAAUCAUUCUUUUAUCUUUCUGAUUCUAGAUUGCAUCUUUGUUAUUUAUUGUUAAUAUCUCUACGGCAUCCUGCUAUCUGCCAUCAUGCCAUCAUUUGGUCAUGUUAUAUAUAAACUAUGUAAAUAUUAGCACAUAUUUUUUUGUUUUUUAGAAUAAUAAUUUUGUUUUUAGUUUACCACACACACACACACACAAUUUACUUUCUGUACAUAUUCUUAUGUAUAAGCUAAUCUAUACUUUUAAGAUUCGGGAAAAUGCAAUAUUUCAAAUACGAUUAUAUCGCGUGUGGCUUGCAUAACCAUCUAAACGGUCAGAGCUGUUUUCCUAAAAUAUACCAGACCGAUGUUUUAUAGCAGUAUUAAAUGACCGUUUUGGUAUUCAAUGAUUGAGACAUGAACACGUGUCAUCAAUGAAUGUGGUUAUAAUUAUUUCAAUGUAGCUGUAAAUUAUAUAUAUCUUAUAUUAUUAUAGAUAUGAUGUAAAGUUAUGACUUUUGCCGGCAGUAUGAACUCCCUACAAUAAAAAUUAAUGA
Molecule: messenger RNA, 1666 nt
Organism: Phymastichus coffea
Lineage: Eukaryota; Metazoa; Arthropoda; Insecta; Hymenoptera; Eulophidae
Product: segmentation protein even-skipped
Exons: 3
Coding region: 119-1108 (329 amino acids)
Biological process (GO): regulation of transcription by RNA polymerase II
Cellular component (GO): nucleus
Molecular function (GO): RNA polymerase II cis-regulatory region sequence-specific DNA binding; DNA-binding transcription factor activity, RNA polymerase II-specific
Source: RefSeq, a predicted model, not a curated record